CAUCGCUGCUGGUCUCAUUCACCAGUUAUAGACGAACUUUAUCUGUAACCUGGCACAGAGUCGGAUUGCGAGUCUGUCGCCAUGGCUUCCAUGCUACACAAUUUCGUCGACGUCGACCAGUCCAAAGCCGCCGAUCAUCAUGAUGAAGGCACCAGAGCACUAACGGAACCUGCCAAAGUUUUAUCGAGAACGUAUCCAGGGGCACCAGAAUCCAUCGAGCUGCCCAGGAUACCCUCUCACCAUGUUGAACCGCCAGGCCCAGCGAACCCUCGUCGCGAGACCGACCUAGAGAUGUCUCGUCCAUCCACGCCCGUCGAUAUCACCGCUGAAACUGUCCCAUCUGUCUGGGACCCAUACAUGAAUCGCUUUCGACUGCUUGUCGUAUGCGCCUUCAGCCUGGGCAACGGCAUGGUAGACAGCGCGGCCGGUGCCCUCAUCCCGUACAUGGAGAAGUACUACGACAUUGAGUAUGGCGUCGUCUCGCUCAUCUUUGUCGGCCAGAGCCUCGGCUUCAUACUCAGCGCCGUCUUGCUCGAAACUUCUCGUGCCAAGCUGGGACGCGCAAAGACCAUUGCGCUCGGCCAAGCCCUCAUGAUACUGGGCUACAUCCCUUUGAUCUGCAACGCACCCUGGGUCGUCAACGUUCUGUCAUUCAUCCUCAUCGGCUACGGUCUGGCCGUCAACGUCGCCAUGGGUAACAUAUUCUGUGGCGGGUUGCAGAACUCGACGUUUCAUCUCGGCUUGCUCCACGGCAGCUACGGUAUCGGUGGCACGACGGGUCCCCUGAUCGCCACGGCCAUGAUGACCAUUGCGCAGACCAUCUGGAGUCGGUUCUACCUCAUCCCAUUGGGCUUCGCCGUCUUCACGCUCGGCGGGUCGCUCUGGUCGUUCUGGAACUUUGAGAAGGAGCAGUCGCCUGCUGCGCGCGCUGCCGAGUCCCCGGCGGUGACCGAGUCCGUGAUUCUGGGCAUGGCGCGCGCCCUCAAGACCAGAAUCGUACUGCUGGGCGCGCUCUUCAUCUUUGCCUACCAAGGUGCUGAGGUCAGUAUCUCUGGCUGGGUCAUCUCCUUUUUGAUCAAUGCCCGUGGAGGUGAUCCGUCCACCGUUGGAUACGUGUCCUCUGGCUUCUGGGCGGGUAUCACCCUCGGUCGUUUCCUCCUCUCGGGGCCCGCCAAGCGGAUCGGCGAGAAACGAUUCGUGUACUUCUCGACCAUCAUGGCGCUCCUCUUCCAGGCCCUGGUAUGGGCGGUGCCCAAUGUUGUCACCAACGCCGUGGCUGUGUCCAUUGUUGGUCUCAUGCUGGGCCCAAUCUAUCCGUGCUGCGCGGCGGUCUUUAUGCGCAAACUGGCUCGGAGUGAGCGUCUGAGUGGCAUGGCGACUAUCAGUGCCUUUGGCAGCCUUGGGGGUGCCAUGGCCCCCUUUGUGACGGGAUUGCUGGCGCAGGCUGUCGGAACCUUUGUGCUGCAUCCCAUUGUCAUCUUCCUGUUUCUGGUCAUGCUGCUCUGCUGGUGGGCGAUCCCAGCAGAGGUGAAGAGGGAUGAGUAGGCCGUCAUGGCGCCAGUGCAAAGGAGCGCAAAGGAGUGCAAAGGAGCACCACAGAUACCGAACGGUGGUCAUUAUGGAAGCGGACACUGUUCAAAAAUUAAUUGGCACAAGCAAGAAUGAGUUAAAAGUGAGGCCGUGUGGGAAUGAAAGAAGUAAUGAGAUCGUGAUUCGCCCUCUUCCAAGUCUAUCCAAAUGCGCAGAAGCUUCUAUCAGCCUUUUCUA
Molecule: messenger RNA, 1767 nt
Organism: Emericellopsis atlantica
Lineage: Eukaryota; Fungi; Ascomycota; Sordariomycetes; Hypocreales; Bionectriaceae
Product: major facilitator superfamily domain-containing protein
Exons: 1
Coding region: 82-1545 (487 amino acids)
Biological process (GO): transmembrane transport
Cellular component (GO): membrane
Molecular function (GO): transmembrane transporter activity
Source: RefSeq, a predicted model, not a curated record